AUGGGCAUUGAAACGUCUGCCCACCAUGGGGAGUCGAUUACCCCGGCUCAACAGCCAGUCCUGGAGUCCCCUUAUCAAACCAGCCCCGAGAAGAAGCCCAUGGGGCCCGCAGGUGUUGACACCCCGAUUCCUCGGAUCACCAUGCGGUCGCUCAUCAUGGCCCUCUUCGUUUCCAUGGGAGGUCUCUUGUUCGGAUAUGAUACUGGACAGAUCUCUGGGUUCCAGGAAAUGAGCAAUUAUCUGGAGCGGUACGGUCAGCUCGAUUCGAACGGUGAUUACAAAUUCAGCACAGUCCGUUCCGGUCUCAUCGUCGGAUUGCUUUCCAUUGGCACCAUGAUUGGUGCCCUCGCGGGAGCACCCAUUGCGGACAAAUUGGGCCGCAAGUGGUCCAUUACUCUUUGGUGUAUGAUCCUGAACGUUGGUCUGAUCGUUCAGAUCUCUUCCCCCACAGGACACUGGUAUCAGAUGGUCGUCGGCCGUUGGGUCACAGGUCUCGGCGUCGGUGGCUGCUCGCUGCUCGUGCCGAUGUACCAAGGUGAAAGUGCUCCUCGCCACAUCCGUGGUGCCAUGAUCAGUUGUUACCAAUUGUUUGUGACCCUCGGUAUCUUCUUGGCCUACUGCAUCAAUCUGGGCACCCACACCAUGGAUGGUACUGGCCAAUGGCGCAUCACUCUUGGACUCACCUUCCUCUUCGCUCUGGUCCUUGGUGGUGGGAUGGUGUUCUUCCCUGAGAGCCCUCGCUACGAGUUCCGCCACGGCAAGGCUGAAAGUGCCCAACGAACCCUGGCCAUGCUUUACGGCAUCCCGGAAAACCAUGUGCGCAUCUUGGAAGAGAUGGAUGAGAUUCGAGAGCAAUUCGAAGCCGAGUCGGAUGACCAGAAAUGGCAUGAAUUCAUCACUGCCCCCCGCAUGUUCUACCGAAUCGCUUUGGGCAUGGUCCUGCAGUCACUUCAGCAGUUGUCCGGCGCUAACUAUUUCUUCUACUACGGCACUACUAUCUUCGAAGGCGCCGGCAUUUCGGACAGCUUCAUCACGCAGUGUAUCCUUGGUGCUGUGAACUUUGGUACUACAUUUGGAGGAUUGUACGUUGUGGAGAACUUCGGUCGUCGCAAGUCUCUCAUCUUUGGAGCCAUCUGGAUGUUUGUCAUGUUUAUGAUCUUCUCCUCCAUCGGACACUUCGUCCUCGACGUGAAGAACCCCACAAACACUCCAAACGCAGGCAAAGGCAUGAUUGUCGUGGCCUGCUUGUUCAUCGCUGCUUAUGCCAUGACAUGGGGACCGAUGGUUUGGGCUAUCGUCGCAGAACUGUUCCCAUCUAAGUACCGCGCUAAGGGCAUGGCUAUUGCCACCGCGACCAACUGGCUCUGGAACUUCUUGAUCAGUUUCUUCACCACUUUCAUCACCAAGGAAAUUGAUUUUGCUUAUGGAUACGUGUUUGCUGGCUGCCUUUUUGUCGGUGUUGGCAUCGUCUAUUUCUUUGUCAUCGAAGGCAAAGGUCGUACCCUGGAAGAACUUGACUGGAUGUACGUCAACAAAGUUGUCCCAUGGAAGAGCAGCAGCUACGAAAUUCCCGAGCGUCACCAAGAUUGGAUUGCGGAGGAGAACCCCUACGGCCGCAAGGGAGAUCGUGCCUCUCACACUGAGAACGCAUGA
Molecule: messenger RNA, 1653 nt
Organism: Penicillium brevicompactum
Lineage: Eukaryota; Fungi; Ascomycota; Eurotiomycetes; Eurotiales; Aspergillaceae
Product: sugar porter family MFS transporter
Exons: 2
Coding region: 1-1653 (550 amino acids)
Biological process (GO): transmembrane transport; carbohydrate transport
Cellular component (GO): plasma membrane
Molecular function (GO): carbohydrate:proton symporter activity
Source: RefSeq, a predicted model, not a curated record